This is a messenger RNA of Ipomoea nil (Japanese morning glory), 1426 nucleotides long. RefSeq names its product myosin heavy chain kinase C. NCBI's taxonomy places the organism in Eukaryota, Viridiplantae, Streptophyta, Magnoliopsida, Solanales, Convolvulaceae. Gene Ontology annotation, molecular function: protein binding. The transcript has a single exon. The record is from RefSeq and is a predicted model, not a curated record. The coding region runs from base 20 to 1315 and encodes 431 amino acids.
UGGAGAAACUCUCUUCACCAUGAAGGCUCUAUCUUGGCUGUCGACAUGUUCCACCGCGUCCGCCGCCACACACCGCCCCAAUCCGCCGCCGGAAGCCAAUGCUCCGUCACCGGGGCCCGACACAAGCAGCUGCUCCGACGUCACCGGCAGCUCUCCUUCUCUCUCCCAAGAAACGAGCUCAUCGAGCAUAAGUAGCCUCCAGAGCAACGCCUCUCUCCUCACUCUCCCCUCCGUGCCUUCCCUCCAAAACCUCUCGCCGGAAACCUUAAGCCUCUCCGUAACUGUCCACUGCGUCUCCUCCCUCAACCCCCGCCCCGCCGCCCAGGUUAGCUCCCUCGCCGUCGACAACCGCCUCCUGUACGCCGCCUCCGGCAACGAAAUCAAUGUUUUCGAAACGGAAAACUAUACUCUUAUAGAUACGUUCAACACCAACGGCUCGUCGUCCGGUUCCGUGAAAUCCGUUUCUUUUAGUAACGGCAAAAUCUUGACCGCUCAUCAGGACCGCAAAAUCCGCGUCUGGAGAUUCGGCAGCGAUAACCGUCACAAGCUCGUCUCAACUCUCCCCACUGUGGAGGACCGUUUACGGAACGUUAUAUUCCCUAGCAGCUACGUUAACGUCCGGCGACACAAGAAGAAGCUCUGGAUCGAACACCACGACGCCGUUUCCGGACUGGCGGCGACGUCUGAGAAUUUCAUGUGCUCGGUUUCUUGGGACAGAAGUUUGAAGAUUUGGACGGGGCCGGGUUUUAGGUGCGCCGAGUCGGUGAGAGCUCACGACGACGCGAUAAACGCGGUGGUAUUAGCGAAAGACGGCACGAUUUUCACCGGCUCAGCCGACCGGAGAAUCAAUGUUUGGGGGAAGCCUUUCGGCGGGAAGAAGCACGGGCUGGUAGCGACUUUGGAGAAGCACAAAUCGGCGGUGAACGCGCUGGCGUUGAACUCCGACGGGUCGGUUCUGUUUUCCGGCGCCUGCGACCGGUCGAUUCUGGUGUGGGAGAGAGAAGACAGUGCGAACUACAUGGUGGUGACGGGGGCAUUACGGGGACACUCGAAGGCCAUUCUGUGCUUGAUCAACGUCUCGGAUUUGUUGUUCAGCGGGUCGGCCGAUCGGACGGUGAGGAUAUGGCAGCGGGGCUUCGGCGGCCAGUAUUGCUGCUUGACGGUUCUCGACGGGCACGAAAAGCCGGUGAGGUCGUUAACGGCGCUGACGGACGGCGGGGAUUCCGGCGGAAAUAUUAAGGUGUUUAGUGGAAGCUUUGACGGAGAGAUCAAGGUGUGGCAGGUUUUGAUAUCAUCAAAUAAUUUAAAUAAAUGAUUAGAGGAUUUAAAGAAAAUAUUUCUUGUGUAAAAUUUGUUUCCCCAUUUUUUAGAAUGCAUUAAUUCAUCUUUUGAUCAAGAACAGCAAAUAUCUAAAGUUCUAAAAUAA